Aspergillus pseudoviridinutans is the source of this 1296-nucleotide messenger RNA. Its product is annotated as flavin-containing monooxygenase. Gene Ontology annotation, molecular function: oxidoreductase activity. The record is from RefSeq and is a predicted model, not a curated record. NCBI's taxonomy places the organism in Eukaryota, Fungi, Ascomycota, Eurotiomycetes, Eurotiales, Aspergillaceae. The transcript is spliced from 2 exons. The coding region runs from base 1 to 1296 and encodes 431 amino acids.
AUGUCGUCCACUUUGCAAGACCAACCAAUAGAGCUAGAUGCAGUCAUUGCGGGAGCGGGGUUCUCCGGCAUCUAUAUUCUUCAUAGGCUCAGGGACGGAUUAAAAUUAAACUCCAAAAUCCUUGGAGCCGGCCCCGAUGUAGGUUGGACUUGGUAUUGGAAUACCUACCCCGGGGCUCGCGUGGAUUGCCCCGCCCCGGUAUAUGCAUUUGGGAUAGAGGAAGUCUGGAAGAACUGGACUUGGUCAGAUCCAGAGCAGAAAGAGUUGGGCGCUUAUUUCCGCCACGUCGACGAAGUGCUUUCGGUGAGGAAAGACUGCAUUUUCAACGCGCGGAUCACUGCCUGCGGACCAUUUCAAUCCAGCGAUGGAAAGUGGACGGUGCAGACCGAGAACGGCAUCAGGGCGGUCGCAAAGUACUUUAUUCCGGCAAUCGGCUUCACGACCCAGCAGUACAUCCCCGACUGGAAAGGUCUGGAGGAUUUCCAGGGCAUCAUUCACCAUACCUCGACCUGGCCGCAGGAGCCUGUCGAUGUUAGAGGGAAGCGCGUCGCGGUCAUUGGCUCCGGAUCGACGGGGCUACAAAUUACCCAGGAAUGGGCCAAGGAGGCCACGGAGACCUUUCCAAGAGCGGAUGAGAGACGAGACGGCCGAUCUCUUUUGAACCCGGAAGGGAACCGCGCGGCGUAUGACUACUGGGCCAAGCGAACCCGCGAGCGCAUCCACGACCCGGUCAAACGCGACUUGUUGGAACCUCUAGAGCCACCACAUCCAUUUGGGACCAAGCCUCCCUCGCUAGAACAGGACUACUAUGAGCAGUUCAAUAAGGCCAAUGUCCACCUCGUCAAUACAAAGGAGCAUCCCAUUGUGCAGCGGACACCGCAAGGUAUCAUGACCGACGAUGGCAAGGUAUUCGAGGUGGACAUCAUCGCUCUUGCAACAGGCUUUGACGCGACGACUGGCGGCCUGGCCAAAAUGGGCAUUCAAGACGUGAACGGCGUGAAACUGAGUGAGCGCUGGCGAGACGGAGUCUUGACCUUCCAGGGCCUCAUGGUGCCAGGCUUUCCCAAUAUGUUCCUGCCGUACUCUGUCCAUGCUCCGAGCCCAUUCUCGAACGGCCCGGUGGGCAUUGAGUUCCAAGCCGACUUUAUUCGGGACAUUACAUUUGAAAAAUUGAAGGGAGAGAAAAUCGAAUAUAUCGACCCGAGUCCCGAGGGGGCUCAGGCAUGGAAGGCGGAGAUGGAAUUCAUCGCUAAUAUGACGCUAUCCGAAGGCGAAGUCGUGGUACAUGGGUGCUAA